Messenger RNA from Phalacrocorax carbo (great cormorant), 2270 nucleotides. NCBI's taxonomy places the organism in Eukaryota, Metazoa, Chordata, Aves, Suliformes, Phalacrocoracidae. The record is from RefSeq and is a predicted model, not a curated record.
GGGAGGGAAGGCGACGGCAGCGGCGGGUCCGGGGCCGUGGGGCGGGGCGGAGCGGCCGCCAUCACAUAUCGUGUGGCAACCAGCGAGCAUCCCCGGGACACGCAACGGCGCGGCCGGCGGGAGCGGAGAUUGUUCUUUGGAGUUGUGGAGAAUUCACAGUCUUUCCACAAUGGGAGAAAGGACAGAUUGUACGAAGUCGCAUGGUUCACUGGCUGAAUACAGCCCCGUCAAUAAAUCAGACAGGACAGAUCCAAGUGACAGCUGUGAAAUGCAGGAUGGAAACCAAAAUACAAUGCAACUAAAGAAAGAAAUAUCUUUGAUAAAUGGGAUAAGCCUUAUAGUAGGCAACAUGAUUGGUUCAGGUAUCUUUGUCUCUCCCAAAGGAGUUCUCAUCUACAGCAAAUCUUAUGGGUUGUCUCUAAUAAUUUGGGCAAUCGGAGGGAUUUUUUCAGUCUUUGGAGCUCUCUGCUAUGCUGAACUUGGAACCACUAUUACGAAGUCAGGAGCCAGCUACGCAUAUAUCUUGGAGUCUUUUGGGAGCUUCAUCGCUUUUAUUCGUUUGUGGACCUCGCUCCUAAUUGUUGAGCCAACUAGUCAGGCAAUUAUUGCCAUCACCUUUGCGAACUACAUAGUUCAACCUUUCUUCCCUUCUUGUGAUCCUCCAUAUUUGGCUUGCCGUCUCAUAGCAGCUGCUUGUGAGUGUCUUCUAACAUUUAUAAAUUGUGCCUACGUUAAAUGGGGAACACGGGUGCAGGAUGUAUUUACUUAUGCUAAAGUCACUGCUCUUAUUGUCAUCAUCAUAACUGGACUUGUUAAAAUAUGCCAGGGAUAUUCAUCGCACUUUGAGAACUCUUUUGAGGGAUCCUCUUCUGAUAUUGGAGACAUUUCCCUCGCGCUCUAUUCUGCCUUGUUCUCUUACUCUGGUUGGGAUACGCUCAAUUUUGUAACAGAAGAGAUCAAGAACCCAGAAAGGAACUUGCCACUAGCUAUUGCAGUGUCUAUGCCAAUUGUGACUGUUAUCUAUAUUAUGACCAAUAUAGCUUACUAUACAGUGCUGGAUGUCAAAGCCAUUCUUUCUAGUGAUGCUGUGGCAGUGACAUUUGCUGACCAGGUAUUUGGUAUCUUCAGCUGGACAAUUCCCAUUGCUGUAGCCUUUUCUUGUUUUGGUGGACUUAAUGCUUCAAUUCUAGCAUCAUCAAGGCUAUUUUUUGUAGGAUCGCGAGAAGGUCACCUUCCUGAUCUGUUGUCUAUGAUCCAUAUAGGGAGGUUCACACCUGUGCCAGCACUGCUUUUCAAUUGUGUUAUGACCCUUAUUUACCUGGCUGUGGAAGACGUCUUCAAGCUUAUUAAUUACUUCAGUUUCAGUUACUGGUUUUUUGUUGGUCUGUCUAUUGCUGGGCAAUUAUAUCUACGUUGGAAGCAACCAGAUCGACCCAGGCCUCUUAAGCUGAGUGUGGCUUUCCCAAUAAUAUUCUGUAUAUGCACAGUAUUUCUGGUGGUGGUGCCGCUCUAUAGUGACACCAUAAAUUCAUUGAUUGGAAUUGCCAUUGCUUUAUCUGGAAUUCCAGUCUUCUUCUUGGGAGUCUAUUUACCUGCAUCAAGAAGACCUCAGUUUAUCAACAAGAUUUUAGGUGCAGUCACACGAAACAUGCAGCUGCUCUGUUACUGUGUUUUAACAGAGAUGGACACAAAUGAAGAAAAGAAGUUAGAAAUCAAAUCCAACUAGGAUUUCAAAGCCAUUACAAGAAACAGGAGGGAGGAUAAAGCAAUUAUGACAAAAAAAGGGAAGAGAUGGAACUGGAAAAACCAGGAAAACUGUUUCCAGCGGUCUUUCAGAAACUCUGAAAAUGUAUUUAGUUGCAGUUGGAUUUCCAUAAAAAUUGUGCCCUCGCAUCACCAUCCUAAACUGUGGCAUAUUUUCAGGGCAUGUUUUCAUUGGAUAAUGAUUACCUACUCAUUUCAGGCAUACAAGCUAUGUGUCAGUACUGUUCCUUCUUCAGAAUUGGUAUUAAAAUGGUAAGAGCUAAUGGAUCAAAUUAGAUUUUUGCAGAACCAGGUGGUGAAGUAAUGCAUUUUUAAGUUAGACUGAAAACCACUUUGACUCAGACCAAAAGUCAUUCCAGCUUAAUUCUGAUGGAUGUUUGCAUGAAGUGAUUUGCUGUGCUAUCUCAGUUCUUAUCACAGAAGACAAGUGGUCACAAGAAACUACCUGAUUUGUCAUUAUUAGCAGAAAAAUUAAUAAAGUUGUGCUGUAUUAUUUAAAGACAGAA